Molecule: messenger RNA, 2537 nt
Organism: Drosophila yakuba
Lineage: Eukaryota; Metazoa; Arthropoda; Insecta; Diptera; Drosophilidae
Product: RUN domain-containing protein 1
Exons: 3
Coding region: 248-2401 (717 amino acids)
Source: RefSeq, a predicted model, not a curated record
AAGUGCCAGUGCGUCAGAAGCCGUGGCCGCGCGCUCAUCGUUCUAUUAUCCACACAUCCCCCUGGCACACAAGCUUCUCGGAAGCGAAAGCCAGCGAAAGAGCAGGAGAGAGCAAGGGAGCUGGGCCAGCUGGCACAGAAAGCGGAACAAGCCACCGAUUGAUUUUUCUCAUUGGGCAGGCAUUGGGAACACAAAAACAGAGGAAACCAACGACGCAGGGCAAGGCGAUUCCCUGCAGCAUUUCCAUAUGGAAAUGAAAAUGGAGGAGGCCCAGGACUCCAAGGACCCUUCCCCGACGACCAAAGGCCAGCUGCCAGCUGGAGCUGUUCGUGUCGAGGACGAGGAGGAGGAAGUCGAGGAAGUGGAGGAAGUCGAGGUCGAGCAGGAGCAGCAGGAGCUGCUUAGCGAGCGCUGGUCGCCGUUGGGAGCCAACUACGAUGACGCGAAUAGCGCCAGUUCUGGCGUGGAUUGCGAACUAGAACAGGGACUGGAAAAGUCAGAGACGCGACGUGGAAGCACUGGGAGCGAACUGGCUCGUCUGCGAAGCAUCGAGGAGGAGCAGGAGCUUCUAACCAGUUCCCUGCUGGCUUUGACCUCCCACUUUGCUCACGUCCAACUACGAGUUCGCCAAAUUGUUGAGGCGCCAGCGGAGGAGCGGGAUCAACUUCUGCGCGACCUCGAGGACUUCGCCUUCCAAGGAAUUCCAGAGGCAGUCCAGUCCCAGGAAUCCCAAUCCGACAAGCCCGUUAUCGAGGGCGAAAAGGAGCAUGGUCCCGAUAGCCAGCUCAUCGAACAACUGAAGUCCCAGCUGACUGAGCUGGAACAAAUAGCCUACGAGGCUGGAGAGCCCGGCAUCCUGCCGCAGCACGUAUUGCUCGAGAAGCAAAAGUUCAUCCUGGACGAGCUGCGCUCCAAGCUCAAUCUGCAGGUGGAGCAGCAUGAACUGCCGGCUCUCAGCACGGAACAACUGCGCCACCAGGUCGACAAUGCCAUCGGCGAGUUUGUGGGCCCUCUGAAGAUGAAGGAGCAGCUGGUGGCCCAACUGAAGACGCAGAUAACUGACUUGGAGCGCUUCAUUGCAUUCCUCCAGUGCGACGCCGUCGAGGGAUCCGUCGGCGAUCGAUUGAAGCUUCUAUCCGGAGCAUACAACAGCUAUGCGGCGAAGCAGACUGCAAGGAGUUCCCAGGCAACUCACGUUGCCCCAAACGCUCCCGCCACGAUGGCUUCUGCCCAGCACUCCUCUGGAUUGGGUUCCCACUCUUCCGGCGAGAGCUUGCACAGCAAGGCACAUGGCCUGCUGGACAAGGCUUCGGUCCUCAUGCAAAUGUUCGCCAGCACGCAUCUGGUGAAGCCACGAAGUCACGACGAGUUCCAGCAGAACUCGCUGAAGAAGACGCACAAGGGCAACCACUGGGGGGAUCUGCGGGCACAACUUGAGGUGGACAUCCAGGAAGUAGCCGCACUGGCCGCCACUUUGAGCUGCGAUCGCGAGAAGUUGGCCAACAUCAAGAGGGCUUUGCGCCAACAGCAACAACAGGCGGAGUCAACCUCUUCCUCCGACACUGGUAAUCCGGUUAUCAACUCCCAAAACGGAGCACUGACCCUGCCACCUCGUUGCCGGCGGGCAGUGCCAACUGGUCACGAACUGGCUCCAUAUGCCUCUGGCGGCGCCAUAUCCUCCGACUCCGACGAGGACAUAAGCUACUCCAACUUUGAGUGGGAAAAGGAGAGCAAGAGCCGGCGGACGACGCACACACGCGGUGACUCCAUUGCCACAAUUGGCAGGGAACUGACCACGGUGGUGCGGAAGAACUUUGCCCGCACGUUGCAGCAGCUUAUACAGCAUGGACUUCGCAUCCCAGCGGAAUCGGCUGCCUCCAGUUUGAUGGUGCCCUUCAUGAGGUGCCUGCAUCCCGGACCUCCGGUGAUCCCGCCCGCAGCCGGAGGAGAUUCGCAGUUCCUCGGCUUGGGCAGGGCCAUGCACGCCUGGGAACUAGUACUGGCCUACUACAGGCUGAAGCACGGCGAGGAGUACAACAACACGCCAGCCAGAAAGUUGUCGCAGAGCUUCCAGCUGGACAUCGUGGACGCGCAGGCUGUGACCGCCAAGCAAAGUUUGCUCAGCGCCGUCGGGAUGAUUCUAACCAUGCAUCGUCCUUACAAACGGAGCAACAACGCCCACUUCAAGGCCUUCGUCUGUGCCGGACUCAACUCCCACUUGCUGGUGGAGUGGCUGAACUUGAUCCUCAGCUGCCAUGAACUGGUGGACACGUACUACUCGCCAGACAGCUACGUGGCCCGCACGGGAUUCCGGGACUCGCUGCGCUCCAUCGAUGCUCUUUCUCGAUUCGACUUCGACCUGCCGGUGGACCUGGCCAUCCGGCACUUCCGCAACAUCUAAAGGCGGCUGACUUGUACAUUUUUUGGCGUAGACUAGAUCACACUAUUCAAUGUCCAACGUAUUCUCUCUCUCACUUAUGUAUAAACUCGUGUAUAUAACCUUAGAUAUGUCCCAUUAAAUCAAUUGCUAAUCCUAA